AUGACUGUUCUACCCGUGGCCCUCGCCCUACUGGCCCUAUCUCUAGUGGAUGUGGGCAAUGCAGAGAGGGUUCUAGGUGCUUAUAUCUUCCAGCGUCAUGGCGAUCGCACAGCCAAAGCUCUGGCACCCACCGAGUUGACCGACCUGGGAUAUACUGAAGAGUACAAGAGCGGUAACUUUUUCAACAACCGAUACAUUUCCUCCAGCUCUGCGUAUCAAAUCGAGGGAAUCAGCCCCAAGAUAGUGAAUCUGAACCAGAUCGCUGCCAGUGCACCAGAAGACAAUGUUAUUCAAAACUCAGGCCAGGCAUUCCUACAGGGUCUUUACCCGCCGGUUGGUUCAGCAGCAAACCAGACCCUUCGUAACGGAUCAACCAUCUACUCGCCCUUGAAUGGCUACCAGUUAAUUCCCAUGGCCGAGGUGAACUCCGGUAGCGACUCUGAGGAUAACACAUGGCUUCAGAGUACAUCCGCCUGCGCCAACGCUGAAGUGAGCAGCAACAACUAUUUCUACUCGGCCGCGUACAAGGAGCUGUUAUCGUCCACGAAAACCCUGUACCAGUCUCUCGCGCCGCUUGUUGGGUCGAUCAUGAAAGUAAGCCAGUUGAACUACAAAAACGCAUACACUAUUUGGGACCUUUUCAACGUGGCUUCGAUUCACAACUCGACUGCAACGACUCUUCCAUCAAAUCAGGAGAUGCAACAGUUGUUUGUCUUGGCAAACACCCACGAAUACAACCUCGCUUACAGCAGCAACGACACAAUGCGCGCUGUAGCAGGUAUGACUCUCGCCGGUCAAAUUGUCUCUGCUCUGAACAAGACGAUCACGUCCGGCGGUGCAUCCAAGCUGAACGUCCAGUUCGGUGCUUACUCGACUUUCCUUUCUUACUUCGGCUUGGCUGGACUCGCGGCUGAAAAUGUCAACUUUACCGGCAUGCCUAACUACGCUUCUUCAAUGGCAUGGGAGCUUGUGACAAAUGCCACUGGCACGGGAAUGCCUUCCCAGUCCGAUCUCAGCGUGCGAUUCGUGUUCCACAACGGAACGAGCAUCGCUGGAUCCACUCAACUGCAGACCUAUCCCCUGUUCCGUCAGUCUGUGACUACGCUUCCUUGGACACAAUUUGUCUCUAACAUGAACAAAUUCGCCAUCACCACCCAGGAGCAGUGGUGUCAUUCCUGUGGGAACACUACCGGUAUCUGCAGCUCCAGCAGCUCUGCAGCGAGCACGCCUUCUUCUUCACCUUCGUCUUCCGGUGGACUGAGUCUUGGAGAUGCAGGUGUCAUCGGCGCGAUGGUGACACUGGGUGUCCUCGCGGGUCUAACUGCCCUUAUUAUGCUUGUGUUUGGUCUGCGCCUUGUGCGGAAGAGUACGCUUGCUGCUUUCUCUAGGAGCUCUGAAACUCCGGUGACAGGACCAACAGUGAAAAGACCGUCUGCUUGA
Penicillium cinerascens is the source of this 1440-nucleotide messenger RNA. RefSeq lists its product as uncharacterized. The coding region runs from base 1 to 1440 and encodes 479 amino acids. NCBI's taxonomy places the organism in Eukaryota, Fungi, Ascomycota, Eurotiomycetes, Eurotiales, Aspergillaceae. Gene Ontology annotation, biological process: dephosphorylation. Gene Ontology annotation, molecular function: phosphatase activity. The transcript has a single exon. The record is from RefSeq and is a predicted model, not a curated record.